Molecule: messenger RNA, 426 nt
Organism: Helianthus annuus (common sunflower)
Lineage: Eukaryota; Viridiplantae; Streptophyta; Magnoliopsida; Asterales; Asteraceae
Exons: 1
Coding region: 1-426 (141 amino acids)
Source: RefSeq, a predicted model, not a curated record
AUGGGUCUUAGUAAACGUGGUGUUCCAAUAGCCGAUACUUUGUGUGCGAGGUGCGGGUUACACGAGGAAGACACUGACCACAUAUUUUUGAAUUGCCUUUGGGCAAGAUGCAUCUGGUGGAACAUUUUAGUUUGGAUGCGGAUUUCGUUUGUCGAGUGCAAUCGCUUUAAAGAGUUCGUCGACAUUAUCUUGCAAAGCCCGGGUGGUAAAGUUUGGAAGAAGAUUGUAUACACCAUCAUUUUGGCUACGGUUUGGAGAAUAUGGAGCGCUAGGAAUGAAAAGGUUUUUAACAAUAAUUUCAUUCCUAUUAGCAAGACUGUGGACGGUAUUAAGGAAGAUGCGUUCCUUUGGAUAAAGACGAGAUCAAAGUUAAAAACGGCGACCUGGGAGGAUUGGAAGGCGUUUGAUUUAUUAGAUAUGUUGUAA